Molecule: messenger RNA, 1044 nt
Organism: Caenorhabditis sp. 36 PRJEB53466
Lineage: Eukaryota; Metazoa; Nematoda; Chromadorea; Rhabditida; Rhabditidae
Source: the annotation of a GenBank genome assembly
AUGCUCUCUCCAGUUAGUUUCCAUUAGAACCCUUUCAUUAGCCAUUAGAUGUCGUCUUUUUGCAGCUGAAGAAUCGCAGAGAUUCAGAGAGCAGCGAGACAGAAGAACAGAAUUCGGAGACGGUCAAUCUGAUGGAUUUCCAAACGCCGCUCAGUAUCACAAUUCCGCCAAACGAGUACGACGACAUGGAAGUACAGGCGAGUCGCGUCUCCGAGAAUUGUAUCGUUAUCAGUUGGCCGACUUUUCGUAGCCGUUUACCGCGUUUAAUGUUACUUGUGAGACUCUAUUGGUGGCCCAAAAAAGAAACGGAAUAGAGAAAGGUUAUGACGGGGUAAUCGUCAUCUGAAUUAAGUUAGAGUCUUUGAAAUAACACACUUUUGUUAUAUUGUGACGUCAAAAAAACAAUAUCGCGUGCACAAAUUCAAAGAGCCAAGCGCACACAUAUCAGAUGUCUGUUUUUGCGAAUAUAAAGAUGUAAUCUCAAGCGAAUUCCUAUUUUCAGAAUUACCAGCAAUUCCCUAACGGUGAGUAUCAUCAGUGCUGGCCAAUGACUGUGAGUUCCUUCGAUUCUUCCCAACGUAAUCUCUUUUUCUUUUCCAGUUCAAUCAGGAGCCACUGCUCACUUCAAAAUCUCCUGAUCAGGACAAGCUCACACAGUUGAACAUGCAAGUUGGGAGCCAGUACAUGUACCGAAUGCACGAGACAGAGUCGGAAAGCCAGAACUACUUCCAGAACUACUCUCACGCAGACCCGUGAGUUGUUGAGUCAUCCACCUCCUCAUUUUCAUUUAUAUAACUCGGCAGACGUUUCGGCUACGACAAGUUCAUGUACUCGACGGCCCAUAUCCCGCCAUUCAAAGACCUCUAUUACCAAUGUGCAUACGAAGAACCUAAAAGCGAGAGAACGGCCAUUCGUCACAAGAUAGAUGAGGACAUGGGACCAGUGGCGAAACGUCAGCGCAGGGAAACGAACGAUGGUAGAAAUGGGCAGAGCGUGAUUGUCCAGGCGGGGUGCAGCUCGCUUGGAAACGUCGCCGAAAAAUGA